This is a messenger RNA of Nematocida minor, 585 nucleotides long. RefSeq lists its product as uncharacterized. The transcript has a single exon. The record is from RefSeq and is a predicted model, not a curated record. Bases 1 to 585 code for a protein of 194 amino acids. NCBI's taxonomy places the organism in Eukaryota, Fungi, Microsporidia.
AUGGUUACCAACAGAGAGCUCGUCUGCACGUACAAAGCAAAAUCCAAGAAAAAGUGGAUGGACGGGUGUCUGGUUAUAGUUAACAAAAGCCUUGUCCUUUUUGACAGCAAAAACAAAGAAAUAGACGCGUGCACUGUCCAGAGAGUAGAGCUAGAUGGAGACUCCGUUGUGAUGGAGUAUCAUGAAGUGAUGUGCGACGAGAUGGAGGUCCUGAAGAGCAUUGUAAAAGCCUCAGAAAAAGACAGAAGUGCAAAAACAAGAAUAGAGACAGAUAAACACUGUAAAGACGAUAAUAUCAUGGAUCUGUCCAAGGAAGUAGAAGAGACAGUGCAGUAUCCUGCAGAAAGAGCAAGAUCUAAAGAAGACGAAAAGAAGACAAAAAAGCCAGAAGAAACAGAAAAGAUAGUAGAGUGUACGAGCAUGGAUAAGACAGAUGAGUAUGCAGAGAUACUGAAGUGCAGUGAAAUAGACGUAUUUCCUACAAAACACACAGACAUAAAAGAAGAAAAAAGAUCAGACACAGUCUCUCCUCAGAAGUCACGAGAAGAUUUGCUGAGCAUGUUUGCAAAUAUAAAUAGCUCGUAA